AUGGCCGACAAAGUCCUCGUACUCGGCGCAGGAGAGCUUGGCCUGGCGGUGCUUCGGGCGCUGGCGCAGCACCCCAAGCGGCCUUCGACUAAGCUCGCGGUGCUUCUUCGCCAAGCUUCCUUGGACUCGACAGACACAGAAAAAGCUGCUAAGAUCGCUCAUCUCAAGAGUCUAGGCAUCGAAUUUGAAACUGCAGAUGUGUCAAGUGCCUCUGUGGAUGACUUGGCGCCCAUUCUCGGCAAAUACGACAUCGUGGUCAGCUGUACCGGGAUGGAGCUUCCGUCCGGCACGCAGACGAAACUGGCCGAGGCGGCCUGUCAGGGACGGGCUAAGCGAUAUUUCCCAUGGCAGUUUGGUAUGGAUUAUGACAAGAUCGGCCAGGGUAGCUCGCAGGAUCUCUUUGACGAGCAGCUCGCUGUGCGACGCUUGCUACGCGCGCAGUCAGAGACCGAGUGGGUGAUUGUGUCGACGGGCUUGUUCAUGAGCUUCCUGUUCCUGGCGGCGUUUGGCGUCGUCGACCUGGACAAGCGCACUGUGCGCGGCCUCGGCAGCUGGGACAACCGCAUCACCUUGACGACACCGGAAGACAUUGGCCGGGUCACGGCCGACGUGAUGCUCGACCCACAGGGCAUCAAAAAUCAGGUCGUGUUUGUGGCAGGCGACACGCUGUCGUACAAGAAAGUGGGCGAUCUUGUUGAUGCGCACCAUGGCAAAGAGUUUCACAAGGAGCUCUGGGACUUGGACGUUCUGGCGCAGCAGCUCAGGCAAGAUCCCAACGUCAUGGUCAAGUACAGGGAGACUUUUGCACACGGGGUCGGUGUGGCAUGGGAGAUGGAGGAGACCAUCAACUAUGAGAGAGGCAUCAAGAUGACGGAUGCAAAAACGUACUUGCGGGACGUUGUUGAUAAGAAGGAUUCCUAA
Akanthomyces muscarius is the source of this 921-nucleotide messenger RNA. RefSeq lists its product as uncharacterized. The transcript has a single exon. The coding region runs from base 1 to 921 and encodes 306 amino acids. NCBI's taxonomy places the organism in Eukaryota, Fungi, Ascomycota, Sordariomycetes, Hypocreales, Cordycipitaceae. Gene Ontology annotation, molecular function: oxidoreductase activity. The record is from RefSeq and is a predicted model, not a curated record.